CGUAGGCUGGUGUCAGUCAGUGCAAUUCGUAGCAGUGUUGGUUGCGUGCUGCUGGUCGUUGUGAGUGGCCAUUGGCGUUACUAGCGUGUGAAGGGAAGAAAAAACACCAGCGCUUUUUGUAUUAACCGUUCGCUCAAAAAAGAAUAGCCCGCUCCUCACAACUCCGGGCCCCACUACAUUUUUUUUGUAAAUUGUGUCGGCCAACCAAGUCGCCAUGCCUAAGAGAAAGAGUGAUACAGAUGCAAAGGAUGAGCCAAGGAGGUCACCAAGACUAUCAGCGAAACCUGCAGUUUCCAAACCAGAGCCAAAACAAAAGAAAGCACCUGCUAAAAAGGAGAAGGCUGCUAAUGACAAGAAGGAUGAAAAGAAAGCACCAGCAAAAGGCAAAAAAGGAACUAAAGGCAAAGAAGAGACCAACCAAGAGGAUGCAAAAGAAGAAACUCCCUCUGAAAAUGGAGAAGCCAAAAAUGAUGAGGCACAGUCCACUGAAAGCUGUGAAGAAAAAGAAGCCAAGUCAGAGUAACUGCAUCUGCCCGUCAUCUCCAUCAAUGGCAUCCAUACCUCCAUACUGUAUUGUUAACAGAGAGGAAUAUUUUUAUCAACUAUUUUAUAAAUACAAGGUUUUUUUAGCAUGAAUUUAAUUAUGGAAACACCCACAUCUCAAGAUUAUUUGGGGGUUCGGAACCCUAAAGAAUCAUUGUUUUAAAUUGUGAUUGUUGUAGUUGGUGUGAUAUGUGGGACAAGUAAAUGGUGGUAGUUAUUGACUUCUGUCAAUGUUUGUCUUGUGUCAUACUCAAAAAAAAAGGUCUGAUUUUAAUUCACCAGGUAUUUGUGGUG
Messenger RNA from Mobula hypostoma (lesser devil ray), 837 nucleotides. RefSeq names its product non-histone chromosomal protein HMG-14A-like. Gene Ontology annotation, cellular component: nucleus; chromatin. NCBI's taxonomy places the organism in Eukaryota, Metazoa, Chordata, Chondrichthyes, Myliobatiformes, Myliobatidae. The record is from RefSeq and is a predicted model, not a curated record. Gene Ontology annotation, biological process: chromatin organization. Gene Ontology annotation, molecular function: nucleosomal DNA binding. The coding region runs from base 215 to 523 and encodes 102 amino acids. The transcript has 6 exons.